Messenger RNA from Lichtheimia ornata, 768 nucleotides. RefSeq lists its product as uncharacterized. The transcript has a single exon. NCBI's taxonomy places the organism in Eukaryota, Fungi, Mucoromycota, Mucoromycetes, Mucorales, Lichtheimiaceae. Bases 1 to 768 code for a protein of 255 amino acids. The record is from RefSeq and is a predicted model, not a curated record.
AUGACGGUUACUAUAUCAUCGAAAUACCUCGCGUCUAGGAAAGCCGUACUUCAGAAAGAAUGGACACUUGACGAUAUAUUUACCCAUCCCGAUUUUCGUUUGCUGUAUGUUCCUUCAACAAAUGAGCAAGGCGGCAUGACCAUCAUUACCCCUUCCAAGCAUAGGUCAUCCUAUUUACAUGGCCGUGAAUUUUAUGCGCUGUCUCAUUUGUGGGGCACAGAACCCAACAAGCAUAUGUGGGACGUAAGCGAUCUUAUUAGUGACGAGGAGGGUACCCUUGUCGAACCAAUUCCGAUGCGACCUGAAAAACGUAAAACACUACUCAGCUUGUUGCAAUCCAACCCUGGAUACUGGUGGAUCGAUGUUUUGUGCUGUAGAUCUGAUACGCCACCGGUGAUCAUGAGUGGCGUAUAUGGGUGCUGCAAGCGCUGUUAUGCAAUGAUUGAUUGCUCGACUUCGGCCAUAUGGUACCUGUCGGUAAAGUGGGACCCUAAUUAUUUGGUUCAGUUGUUUCAUCCAACCGGGAACUAUGUGGGACCGAUGGAGAAAAAGGAAUACUUAAAAAAAUUAUUCCAGUAUGUCUACGAUGUUUACGACAGCCGCUGGUUUACACGUGUAUGGACUUUGCAAGAGGCCACACUUCCAUCAUGUGUUAUAUUACUCUCUGAGACAUGCGAUGCCUAUACUGAACGUAAGACAAUCAAGCUGAGAUCAUUACUCAAUCGUUAUGGAGAUGUUGGAAAACAUGCAGAAUGUAGGACUAAAUAA